Molecule: messenger RNA, 5465 nt
Organism: Linepithema humile (Argentine ant)
Lineage: Eukaryota; Metazoa; Arthropoda; Insecta; Hymenoptera; Formicidae
Product: dynein axonemal assembly factor 4-like
Biological process (GO): outer dynein arm assembly; cilium movement; inner dynein arm assembly
Molecular function (GO): protein binding
Source: RefSeq, a predicted model, not a curated record
AAUUGAAAGAAUUAUAUUUUAAUAACUUAUUGUUAACUUUUGAUAAUCUUUUUAGUUUUAAUCGGUUUUAAUCAAGAGGAUGAUUGUUUUUCGUUAAUUAUAAUUAUUUCCUAAUAAUAAUCGGGCGCACAAUAACACAAUAUGACUCUUAAUAAUUAAAAUUAUUACAGUUAAUUUCUAAUGGUAAAUUAAAUUACCUCUUUUUGAGACACCCAGUAUAUUCUGGCGUUUUCUUCAAGAUACUCUACUUCCGUUCAUAGUUCGUUUCCUUAAAUAAGGGCCAUGUAUUGCGCCUCUGCAUUUACUUGUUAUUGCCAUACUUAUUAUACUUUCGCUAUUAAGUUUUUUUCAAUUAUUAAUACUAUUUAACGGUGAACGUGUGUGUGUGCGCGUGUGCGCGUGUGUGUAUGUAUUUGUGUGUGUAUGUGCGCGCGCGAAUGUGUGUAAAAAGCAAGCAAUCUAGCUAAACGGCCGCGUUCUAGCUGCACGUUUAGCCCUAAAAACAACGGCUGCGCGAUUUCUGCUUUAAUAAAUGCCGUUCUUUUGUGGAAAGAAAAAAUUAUCUUUUACCGCUAGUCGGCCGCUAGAGCGCGGAGAGUGUGUAAUAAACUGUCGUGUCACUUAAAAAUACACUCUUUUGUAAUUGUACGUACGUAUAUAGUAUAUAUACUGAUGCAUACAUACAUGUACGUGUAUGUACGUAUGUGUGUGUGUAUAGUUGUGUAAGCAUUGUUCCCGUAUUUAUUUAUAUGAUCGCGUUUAACGGCGCUUUUCCCCACAAUUAAGAAUUGAUCUUUCAGAUAGACGUUUCAACGUAAUCGUUGUCUUCUUUCUCGAUUUUAUAUAAUGCGUCGUCAACGAAUUAUCAAUUGAUUAUUAAUUAUUCAUUAAAGGUUCAUCUCUGAUCAAUUAUAUUAAACUUUUAAAAAUUCAUAUCUAUACUGAAUAAUUGUACAAAUUUUUAUUUUUUCUCACUUGACUGAAUAGCAAAAAGAUAACGAUUGAAUAUAAAUAUAAUAUGAAUAGAUUAUUUAUAAUUAUAAGAAACAUCGGUAAUAUUUGUUAUAUCAAUAUUAUAUCAUCGGCUUUUCUAUCUUAUCAAUAUUUUUCAUGAGAAAUGCGAUUAAUCGCAAUAUGAUGGGAAAAGAGAGAAAAAAUAAAAUUGAUCAGAGACAGCCAGUAUACUUUGUAGACUUGCUAUAAUUACUUUGUAAUUAAGAAACAUAUCUCUUUGUAAUUUAUAUUUAUUCGUUCCAAAUUUGCUCAAAGCAAUACCUUUCGCACUAAGCCAAAUGUGUCAGCAGAUUUGCAUUCUCCCCUCAAUCAUUUCCCACAGAACUGUCAAAACGCUCGCAAAAAAAGACUCGAGAAUGAGUCCUUCGCGUCGUCGAGCUGUAAAUGCUGGGACACUCAGUGUCGUACAUUCCACACGAAUCGGAUAGGACGAAGUGGCCAAAUGCUGCUCCCGCACGAAGAAGAGAGCCUGAAUACGCGAAAGGCUGCGAGAUCGGACGCGAAACCGCGUCGGAGACGAGGACGUGCGUACCACUGUACGCGUACUUAUUUAUAAUAGCAUUGAACUUUUCGCGCUCCAUUUCGAACAUUUCGACACACUUCGCCGCGAGCAGUCGGAGAAAUGUUGAAUUCUGGGGCAUAAUGUGUAAAUAUACGUAUGUACUGAGCGACGAUUAAUAAUGACGACGGGUGAGAGACAAUUAAUAUGUAUGUAUGUAUGAGUCGUGUGCGUGUGUGCGAGUGGCGUGAGUCUGCGGAGCGACAAAGAAAACCGAUUACAGUGUCAUAAUGCUACUCUUUACGAGGCAUAAUCCUCUGCAUUUUCAUCGUGAAUCCUUAUAGAAGUCCUCCAUUACUGCGACACGCACUUGUUGUUUCUGUUGUUACACUCACAACGAACUACGGGAAUGAAUUAAUCCGUGUUUCUUAUAAGAAUUGUAAUCUGUUGAUUGUCGUUGACGAGACGUCGACGGAACGAUCCCUUCGCACUUCAAUUAUCCGUAACGAAAUGUUGCUUUUACUUCCUGCGAUACUUCCUUUAAUCGAUACUUACUAAGGAUCGUCGGAUCUUGAGCUUUGAGGAUUUUUUCAGCGUUGGAUCUAGAGAUCCCGGGAUGUUUCAAACCCGAAAGCAUCAGAUUGUUCCAUUUGCGGAUCUUUAGAUCUCUGGAAUUUAAGUUUUUACUUUCAAACCUUUGGAUUGUUUACUUACCGAGCUCUUUUUGGAUCUCUGGACGCGAAUCUUUUAACUUUCGUUAACGUUCAGAUUUCUAGAUUGCAUUCGCAAAUAUCUGAAUGUUUUAAUCGAUCGAUGAAUUGCUAUUUACUCGUAGCUAUAUCCUUGAUUGGAUUUCCUGUUACUUGUUAGAUCUAGAUCGUGGCAUCCUAUUGCUCUUUGACCAUGUAAAUCCUCAAAUUCCGGAUUCUCAUUUAUGUAUUUCCGUUCCUUAAGAAUGGACCCUUCACAAAACCGACUGAUUUAUCAUAAGUUUUGUAGCCAACUUUCAACGAAUCACUUAGCCACGUAACUUCGAGGAGCGCCUCAUACACGAUCCAAUUUAAUCGCAAGAUUCAGCUGAGAUCUUUAGAAAUCGCUUGGUAAACCAUUUUUAUUCAAUUAUGUUGCGUAAUUUUUUGACAGUGGCAAUUAAUUAAUCAGGAACAAGAGAGUAAUACUUAAACCGGCAUACUGCUAAUGAUAGACGCAAUUUGGCAUUUUGAUUAAUCGUGAGUGAGCAAUGUAAUAUAUUUAAUUUUACAUUACAAAUGCUUGGAACCUGAAAAACAUGUCGAUCAUAUUUUUUUCGAAAAAAACGUUAUCUCUUUUGCUACAUUGCUUUUGUUGGAUCGUGUACGAUUUGAGUCAUGUACAUGUUUCCAUUGAUUAGAGAUUGUUGCUCAUGAAGAGGAAAGUGUUUGAAGCGAUGAAGAGAAGAUGAUGAUAAUGAUACUGAUAUUGAUAAUGGAGGUACAUGCGAAACGGCAGCUUUUUAAUAUGUCUACGAAAAGUAUUGUCAAAACAAAUACUCUUGAACGUUUUAAUUAAAAGUAAUUCGUACGAUACAUAGAAUUUGAAUCUUUCUACUGUCUAUCCUGGAUUUUUAAUGUAAGGCUAAUAAUUUCAUUAUUUUUGCUUUGUUUAGGUAUUUUAUGGUUACGUGGAUACAUUUGUUUGAUCGAUAUUUUACGCAACGCUAUAUAGGACUUGUAUGUAUGUACAGCAAAGGAGAAAAGAAGUUGCAUCGAAUCGAGCGAAUUAUUUGCGAAAACUUUAAUCAUGCCGAUAAUAGUUAUAAAGGAUUAUCAAUGGCGACAGACAGAGAAGAAGAUAAUAAUUUACAUACCUCUAAAAGGUUGUCCUAAAAAUGUGGAUUUAUUUGCCAUGGAUAAUUACGUAAAGAUUAGUUUUCCACCUUUUAUUUUGGAAUUAUUUCUAUGGAAAAAUGUGCUUGAAGAAGAAAGUGAGUGUACUUUGACGGAUACUGAAGCUAUUUUUUCUUUGCAAAAAGAAAAACCUUCUAAAUGGCCAAACCUCGAGAUGGAAAACAUUAGCAAAGAACAGAAGUGUGAGCUUAGAAAUCGAAUUUUGAAAAAAGCACAAAGCGUUUCGGAAAGUCGUGCAAAAUCUAAAAGUGAAAAACGUCAACAUCUGCAAAAAGAAGCAGUAAAAGUGCAGAUUAAUUUGGAUACCGAUAUACUAAAUAAAAUAGAAUCCUUGAGAGAUUCUCAUCGCAGAGCUGCAAUGCAAGAUUUUGAAGAAUGGCGGUCAAAUGCGGAAAUGCCGAUCCUUCAAGACAUUUCUGGCAAGACACAAGAAAAUAGAAAGGCGUACAGAUGUCCCCUUAAAUGGUUUAAGGAUGACUUUGGUAUCGUGCAAUCUGAGGAAAUUGACACAAAAGAAAAAAUGAAUGAAGAAGUUGAAGUAGAAAAGAGGCACGAAUUAAUAAAAGAACUAAAGGAUGGACCAGGCGUUGUAAAAAAUCCAAAGAGAGAAGUUGCAGAGGAUACGAAGAAAGAGUUGAUUAACAGAGAGAAUCGGAAAGAAAUGUCAAUUAUUGAAAAAGAAUUAAGAAAAGAAUUAAAUAUUGAAAAAAAGGAGAAGAGUUUUAACCUCGAGAAAAGCUCCACGUCUGAAGAUUCCGAGUCGGAUUAUGAAACGGUGUCUUCGACGAAUGCUUUAAUCAAGAAAAUGGAUCGGAAUUCCUUGCAAAAAUUCGCAAAAACGAAAAAACAGAGAUCAGAGCAUGAUUUGAUCGACAAAAUAUUGAAAAAUCGAUAUUCUCGAAUAAACCAGAUAUUUGAUGAACCUGCCAAAACGAUUCCACUUCCCAGAAAAAGCGCGACUAUCAAUAUAACUUUCUCUGAGCGGGUCUUUCCUACUCCGGCUAGGGAGAGUUCUCACGCGGAAGAACAGGAAUGGCUUUCUAAACAAGCGGAGGCUAGAAGGAAAACUGGAUUCGUUGUUGAGGAUCUUCGUCCUGAGGAACAGGAUCCUCAGUGGUUGAAGGACAAGGGCGAGUAUGUCAGCAAAAGUGUGCUUUGUUGUGCAGUUACUAAUGUUUCGAUUAAUUGCUUCUUUCGCAGUGACUUCUUCAAGGCAGGGAAUUAUUUGGCUGCUAUUAGUGCAUAUACACACGGGAUAAAAAUUAGCGACAAAAUGACGACGCUCUAUGUAAAUAGAUCCGCUGCGCAUUAUGCAAUUGGAAAUUAUUACAGGUGCAUUGACGAUAGUUCCAAGGCGUUAGAACUAAUGGAGCCAAAGUGCGAAAGUAAUAGAGUAUCGCGAGCGAGAUGUCAUGCUCGCCGAGGCGCUGCAUUGUGCAAAUUAUCUGCACCACAGCAUGGAAUUCCCGAGCUAGAAACCGCUUUGGAAUUAGAUCCGAAUAACGACAGUAUUAAAAACGAUCUUUAUGCUGUCAGACAAUAUUUCGAUAUUAAGAAAUGAAGAAAAACGACUGGUGGACUAGGUUUUGCAAGACUCUUGUGAAAAUUGUGGAAACGCUUCAAUUUAUUUAUGAAUAAGUCGAUGAAUAUAUAAUACGUAGACAAGUAUGUAUAAUUAAAAUAUAUUAUAAAAAUGUACAAGAUACAUUUGAAGACUUUUUUCUAUCCACAAAGGAAAAAUACAUAAUUCUCUUAAUUCUGUUGCACUUUCCAUUCUAUCAAAUAAGUUCGUUUUAUAACUUUAGUUUAUUAAAAAAAAUAUAUAUGAAAUAUAAAACAACACUUAAUAAAAAUAUCACAGAUAUAAAGCCUUCAUUUUUGGACCCAAUAAAGUCUUACGAAUGUGUUUGUGCUGCUUACUACUUUGCAUCCUGUUUGAAUCUAACAUUAAUCCCUAAUCUAUUAUAAAUCCUUGGAUUUAUCCGCGUAAUAGAUGAAAAGAUUUUUUGAACAUAGUGGAGAAUUUUUGAUUCCAAUAUGUUUUAAAAUUUAGAACAAAGAUGUAG